Messenger RNA from Camelina sativa (false flax), 2249 nucleotides. Its product is annotated as F-box protein At5g39450. The record is from RefSeq and is a predicted model, not a curated record. Gene Ontology annotation, molecular function: protein binding. NCBI's taxonomy places the organism in Eukaryota, Viridiplantae, Streptophyta, Magnoliopsida, Brassicales, Brassicaceae.
AAGACCAAUGUCUUCCUCUUCUUAGGUAGCGAUUUCUUCGUUUUUCUUCUACAAUUUGAUUCCCAUUAAGCUCUGCUUUUGUGGGUAAUUGAAAAGUUUGAUUCUUUUUUUACGAAAAAGCGAUCUGAUUCAAACCCAAGACUCUGAUACUUGUUAAGCUAAUCCCAAAGCUGCGUUUUUUUUAUCUUCAAAGUAUGAAUCAGAUGAGGAACGGCAAUUUAGGGUCAGAAUCAUUUGGUCCUUGCUUGCUUCUGUCUGUUCCAGACGAUGUAAUUGCUAUUAUCGCUCGUUUUGUUUCUCCAAGAGACAUUUGUAAUCUAAGCUUAUGCUGCAAAAGUCUCUGUGAGGUUGUGGAUUCAGAGAAUAUCUGGUUUGUGCAAUGUGAUGUUGCAAAGGUUCUUCCUUUAUCUGAAAUUGUCCAAUGGCGAGUUGAGGUCUCUUGUUACAAGGCGCUUUGUAGGUUUCUUGUUGAUGUGGUGAAGCCUCUUGUUGGUAUUUGGGUUCAUCAAAACCCUGAACUUGGGAAUGUUGUUUAUGUGAUGCCUGGUUUCUUAUCUGUUGUUGGGUGCCGGAUUAUUCCACAAGAGGUUGGUCCUUUGGGGAUUGAGGAGGCUUGUGUUAUGUGGUCACCCGUGUUUGAGGUUAUUUGUGGUUCUGAUGGCUCUGCCAAGUUUUUCCUCCAUGGAAGAGACGGAAAACUCAACUGCUGCGUGCACCCUGGUUUCGUUGUGGGUAUUGAGAAGAGUUGUAAUGUGCUUUUACUUGAGGUUGAGCCGAGGCGAGAGGAGACUGUGUUGUUGGGAGAGACAGAGGUUCGGUUUCCAUUUCGUAGUCUACCUUUUAGUUAUAGAAGGAAUUUGCUUCACAUAGUGACAAGCACUGUUGGUAUACCUGUACCUGAUCUGUCAAGUGAGAGGUUAUUUCCUACGUCGAAAGAUGAUGAAGCGGUGUUGUUGGAACGCAGAACCAUGCUUCUUAAAAUGCAUAAGUUUGGUGGAGACUGGAAUCACAUGAACCUGGAGGAUGAGUGUAUAAGUAUUGCAAAUCAGGUAGACAUAAACAAAUCGUGGAAGGAACUUGGUUUUGAUGUUGAUAUCCGCAACAUGGAUGCUGGGAAUCAGAUACAGGGUACACAAAAGAAGAGCUUAAGUAGGUAUUUCAGAAGUGGUAUAAAGCAAAUUCUUGGGAGGUCUAGUUCUUCGAAGAAGACGUCUUCUUCAAGAAGUGAGACUAGACCUUGGAAUCUCCAAAGAUUUCUUAGCUUUGGUGAUUCACUAGGCCUUAGUCUCAAAGCUUCCAAAAUUAAGCUGUCUUCUUAUCAAGGUUGGCCAAACAUGGACGAAACCUGUUUUGCACUUUAUAAGCUACCAGUUAAGAAUCCCAUCGCUAGUGAAGAGUAUGCAGGCUUGUGGGGAGGAACUUUUGGUUGGCCACCGGGAACAUGUACCGAAGAUAAACCCGGAAAGGCUCUUUUUCUACUGAUGCUCUCUUAUGAACAGUCUCAAGAUGGUACUGAUAGGCUUCUUAUAGGGACAAAAAUACUAGAAGGAACUCACUACGGAAUGCAUCCUAAUGGAUCUGCAAUGUUUGUUAUAAAGAUUGAUUCGCCUUCCUUUGAGCUUUUUCCUUUCGAAACAAAUGGAGAAGAAUUUGAGAAUUCUUACGAAGGAGAAGGUACUGCGAAGGGUUAUGGUUUCCGGUAUCCUGGUUACAAACCUGGUACCCUUUUUGUGACAUCUAAAGGUCUUCUCAUGUUUGUUUGGAAAGCAACUAAAGUUGUGAUGACAUUGCAAAGACUUGACCUUGGAGAUCUCUUAAGGAAAGGCAUGUGUGUACCGCCUUUACCUCCAUGUCUGAAUUUUGCUUAUUUGACAAAAUGUCACGCCAAUGUGUUUGCCCCGGAGCGAAGAAGAUCAUAGGAGAUUCAUGCAACAGAUUUGAAAGCUCAUAUGUCUUCUCUGUUUCCAAUAUAUUCUCGUUAUCGAAUAUCAUUGAUAUUUACACUCAAUAUGCUUGUAACGUGUGUUUAGUCUAAGACCACUAAAUAUAAAAAUAUGUAUUACUAUAGUACAUUAGUACAGUGAAGCAAAUCCUGUGGUAAUGAAACAGAGGGAGGGUGUCAGACAAGCAUCAGAAGGUGAGAAUAUUAGUGAAUAGUGAUGUUAAAACACGUCCCUGCCCAUUAAUACCCUCCAUGUUUAGUGAUAAACCCGUUUAGAUCCGUUAAUUUACUAACUCGUUGGUCGGUU